Messenger RNA from Clunio marinus, 4016 nucleotides. The record is from the annotation of a GenBank genome assembly. NCBI's taxonomy places the organism in Eukaryota, Metazoa, Arthropoda, Insecta, Diptera, Chironomidae.
AUGGAAGAUGCUAAAUCCAAUCCAAUUUAUAAAUUUAUUGUUCAACUUGUAAGCAAUUCCGUUCCAUCACUUUUCCAUAUAUGUCCUUAUUGGGCUUUUCGUAGUCGGAAAUUAAGGAAAAAAGACAGUGAGAUUAUCUUUUGGAAUACAAAAUUGAUCAGCUUGAGUAUGACGAGAGUGAAUUGGUUCAGUUUCAUUCUGUUCAGUGUUUUAUUCACGAGCCAACAAAUUGUAGCUGCAAUCGACUUGGCCCGUUUAUACGGACAUGAAGGACAUAAGGUCCAGAAACGAAGCGACGCAUGUCAUCCCUAUGAGCCAUUCAAAUGUCCUUCUGAUGGUAAUUGCAUUUCCAUUCAGUAUCUCUGCGAUGGAGCUCCUGACUGUUCUGACGGUUAUGAUGAAGACAUGAGACUAUGUACAGCAGCUAAACGACCGCCGGUUGAAGAGACAGCAUCAUUUCUUCAGAGCCUUUUGGCAAGUCAUGGACCAAACUACUUAGAGAAACUUUUCGGCAGCAAAGCAAGAGAUGCUUUGGCACCGCUUGGAGGAGUAGAAAAAGUGGCAAUUGCACUGAGUGAAAGUCAAACAAUUGAAGAUUUCGGUGCAGCUUUACAUCUAAUGCGUUCUGAUUUGGAGCAUUUGCGCUCUGUCUUCAUGGCUGGUGAAAAUGGGGACUUAGGAAUGUUAAAAUCUCUUGGCAUCAAAGACUCAGAGCUAGGUGACGUAAAGUUUUUCCUCGAAAAACUGGUGAACACGGGUUUUCUCGAUUGAGUUGCACCUGUGCCAUCUUCUUCUUUUUAUUACUCUGUUCCAAUCGGCCCACAAUUCUACUCUUAUUUAGGUCAUGACUUCGAUGGAUACAAUUACUAAGGAGUUAAACACGUUUCAUUUAGUUCAGCUGUUUAUCUGUUUUUAUCAUUUUCAUGCUUCAAAUUUCUGAUUUAUGUAUGUGUUUUUUCACAUCACUAAAUAAUUCAUGAGUUUUGAAUUACAAAUGUAUUUGAAAUUUAACUCCACAUUUGCAAGUGAGAGAAUGUAAACAGCUACUACUAUUGAAAGUGAUAGGACAAAGUUUCUUUCAACACGUUUGAUGGAAAUUCAAUUAAAAAAACGUAGAAAAUUCAUAUUUUUUAUAAAACUGACACAAACGAGACAGGAAGAAGUUUUGAAUUUCCAUCAAUUUUUCGUCGUUUAACUGAAUGAAACUUUUUCCAUCGUCGCUUUUCGACAGCAAUAAUGUUCAUCAGCCAUAAAUAAUUGGUUCAAAUGAAAGCUUUUGCAUUUGAAACCGAAUUUUAGAAUUAUUUUAGUGAUAAAUUUAACAUUGCUUAUUAAUUUUUCACAUAAAUACAUUACUCAGUAACUUCGUGCAGACAAAGCUUCGUUAAUAUGUUCUUCAAUCAACAUAAAAUUAAUUUCCCUUGACAGUCAAAUCGAUUUUCAUUUGAUUUACACUUACUUACAUUUUCUCACCCACAUCAACAUAUGAAAUGAGUUUUCGGUUUGAAAAAUGCUUACAAAAGCCCAACCACAAAGUUUACACAAUAAAUUAUGCGCAACAAGCGAGGCAACAAGUAAAAUAAUUGAACUUUAUUCUCGUAUUUUAUUUGUGACAAUUUCUCCAUCAACUCUCGCACUCUUUCUCGCUCAAUUCUACAUCAAUGAAACAUAUCAAAGUGUUAAAAGAAAAAUUUAAACAUAUCAAAUGAUAAACCUUAUAGUGUAGCAACGAAUAAAAAGAAACAAUGAAGCGAGUGGAAGAAUUUUUAUUUGGAAAAUUAAAGCUGGAAAAUUUUUCUGAAAAUGAAAUCGAUUCCGCUCGACUUCGUUAAUUUAUAAGAAGAAAGUUAUUUAAUUAAGAAAACUAUGUUUUUUUCGAUUUGUCAUUUAUAAAAUCGAAAGUUAAAAUUAAAAUUAUAAAAACAUUUUUCUUUUCAAUGGAGAAAAAGAAAAAAAAGAAAGAACUUUUACAAUUUUUAAAAUUGAAAUUUAAAUAAAAAUGAUCAAGAGAAGAGUCAAAAAAUUAUGAAUAUAAAAUCAUGAAUGAAGAGUAAAUGUACCUUAACAUUAGAUGUUAGCAUUGAAUGAGAAGAUAAAAUACGAGUCUCUAAGAAACCUACCAUGUAUGAAUCACAUUUAACUUUAUACUCUUAACAAACCGAAACCAUAAGCAAGCAUUCAAUUCUAUCAAAAAAGGAAUGCAAAAUAAAUCAAUUCACUUGAUGAAGUUUCAACACUCUCCUCAUUCUAUGACUCGUUAUGAUGUAGUUAGAAGUCGUCGUAUAACAUUUUAUAUGAAAUAAAAAGCUGAAGAGCAAAGAAGAGGUGAAAAAAGAGAAUUGAAACGUGAUAGCAAAGGAAAAAUUAUAAAACAUAAAGUUGUACAUUAUUUUCUCAUUUUUUUCUUGCACUUUAUUACCACACCCUAAACAAAUGAAAGGAGAAGCUUAUCAUAUAAGAAAUGUAAAGGAUGUUAUGGUUGUGGAAAUGAAUGACGAACAUGAAGAGAACUUAGAAAGAAGAAAUUGGAAGAGAAACAUUAUUGCGAUUUAAAAACAACAUACUUUGGAUCGUAUAAGAUAGUUAAAUAACAUGACAUCACCAGAAGCUUCAAAAUUAUGUUCUAAAUUUUUUGUUUUUAUUUUUACCACUUGAAAUUUUUGAGCUAUUCGCUAAAAAUUUACCAAUUUAUCAAAAAAUAUAUUUUAAAUGUUGGUUUGAAGGGCAAAGUGACUGGUUUUAGUCUUCUUUAUAUUUUUCUUGAAUUCGUUAAAAUAAAAAUUCAAUCAGAAUAUUGCUUUUGUCAUGUGAAAUAAUUUUGUUUUUAUAAGUUUUGAUGAAAUCUUUUCGAUAUCAUGUUUGAAAGCUUUAUAAUUUUUAAUAUCCGAUAUAAAAUUUUUUCAAGAUUCUUUUUUUCACGUUUCUUAUGACUUAAAUAUUUCACGAGAUAUUUUCAACCUUUGACUUUAUAUUAUUUAGGAAGAAACACUUUGACGUGAACAAGAAAGAAAUGUUUCCUACAGAAAAUACAGAAUCUCGUCUCAUGUGAGCAAAUUACAUGUGUGGAUGAAAUGAUGAGUUCUUCUUAAUCUUCUGCUUUCACCUCCUUAACAUGUGAAACAUCCAUAUCCGAGUAUAUAAAAUGAACAAGAGACGAAGGUGGUAAAUGAAAAAUCAAAGAUAUUGCGAUAUGAUGAAAAACGAAAGAAAAAAAUAAAUAUUUUAAAUGUGUAAUAAAUUCUAUUUUUACAAGCUUUCUAAGUGUAAAAUCUAUUGAAGAGAAAAGAGCAUUUGAUUCUAAGAUAAAAACCAUGAUCAAGCGAGGGAAAGACAGAAUAUUCAUAGUUUUUCCCUGAGAAUGGAAAAAUGUUAUUAAAUUUUAUGAAAAAAUUAAUUAUUAAUUUCUUAUUUCACUCACCUUUCUUUGUUGGCAAAAUAUAAAAUUAAGUUAGUCUUCAUAAAUUCAUUUUGAACCGUCCCAAUGAGACGAUAAAGCUCUACAAAAGAGUAUUAGAUACUUUGUAUCGCUUAUGGGAGUGGAAGGCACUCCGUGCAUUUCUUAUCGUUCACUUUCUCGCAUUUCAUCGAAUAUUAAUCAAAAAAAACCUGACCUGACCUUUUUAUGUAUCUGAUAAAGAUCCCCCAUUAACAUCACAAGGAAAAUGUUUUUCAUGAAAUAUUAUUGAACAAGGCGAGAAAGUUUAACGAAAUUUUGUAUCAAUCGUAAAAGCUCUCAAAGUGAACGUAAAUUGGAAAUUUAAAAAGUGAAACCAAAAUCAUGUAAAGUUAAAUUAAAAUUUUUGAAAUAUUAAAGUUUCGCAUUUCAUACCCUCGUAAAAUGUUGAAAACAUCUUUGACGUGCUAUCAUGAAUAUUAAUGAAAACAUAAACUUAUGUUAUAUAUUGAAAUAUCAUCGAAAUGUAUCUUUUUUGUUUUAUUUAACCUAACCAUCCUGGUUCCGUUUGAAAAGAUCAUUUCUAUUUCAUAAAAAUAAAUAAAAUCCAAGGAGACAAAUA